Molecule: messenger RNA, 1197 nt
Organism: Clunio marinus
Lineage: Eukaryota; Metazoa; Arthropoda; Insecta; Diptera; Chironomidae
Source: the annotation of a GenBank genome assembly
AUGAAGCUGAUGAAGGAGAUCAACGUGGUAAUAACAACAUUCUUAAUCGUUGGAUUUAAUGCUGUAGCAUCUCAAAGUUUUUGUCGAACACCCGGCUACAAGAUGGGACGAUGUGUGUCAAUUUACAAUUGUGAUUAUCUUUUGAAAAUUCUUGCUUCAAAAUCGCUUACUCAACAGUCAAUAUCAUUUCUCAAGAUGUCACAAUGUGAUGGCGGAAGCAGUCAAAGCGUUCCACAUGUUUGUUGCGCAAGAAAUGAUGACUCGCUUAUAUUCGGACAUCAGCCAGACGAAGGAAUCCAAGAAAAGUUCUUUAAAGCACCGUCAGCAUCUAACAAUCGUGCAUCGGUCGACAAUGAAGAUGACUCAAUCAUUUAUAAAAGUUCCAACAGUCUGUUACCGAAGACAAAUGAGUGUGGACGGGAGAAAAUUGAGAACCGAAUCUAUUCUGGACAAAAUACAGACAAAGAAGAAUUUCCAUGGUUGGCCCUUCUGGAAUAUCGCAAAGCUGCUGGUGAACUAUCAAUUAAUUGUGCAGGGAGUUUAAUCAGCCAUAGAUAUGUUCUAACAGCUGCCCAUUGUCUGACCGGCGACAUCAUCCAUCGAAUUGGAAAUCUUGUGAAUGUAAGACUCGGUGACUAUGACUUAAGCUUGAGUAGAAGUUGUCCUGGAAGACAUUGUGGUAAUCCCAUGAGAGUCAAUGAAAUUGAAGAGAUUAUUCCACAUGAAAGUUUCAGUUCACGCGUCAUAAACCGAAGACAUGAUAUUGGACUUGUACGACUUAAGCAACCUGUGAAAUUUUCAAGUCUUGUUCGUCCAGUGUGUCUACCAAUGCCUUCAAGUCCCAGUUUAAAAAAUGGAGAAUCAGUUUACAUAACUGGCUUUGGUCGAACUUUACACUCAAAGAUGAGCACAAUCAAACAAAAACUUAGAAUUCCAAUGUACGAUCAUCGACAAUGUGUACGGAAAUUUGCUACAAAAAAUGUUGACAUAACAAAAGAUCAAAUUUGUGCGGGUGGUGAAUUCUCACGUGAUGCUUGCGAUGGAGACUCAGGUGGGCCACUCAUGCGGUUUAGAGACAAUUGGAUAGUCGAGGGAAUUGUUUCAUUCGGCUACUUAUGUGGUCUUGAUGAUUGGCCAGCAAUUUACACAAAAGUAUCAUCGUACACUGAAUGGAUAGAAAGACAUAUUAAACCAUGA